CCUUAAAGGAAUAAUAAAAUCUUACUCAGUUCUUAGCUGGGUACCAGUCAUGCAAGGCCUCGGCCUCGUGCACUCGCACGUGUGCCACUUGUGGCUCCCAAGCUCAAAGUGCGGAGGCCGUGACGGAGGGCAGCAGCAGAAUCAACCUGAGCCAGCGGGACAGCCACCAGUCGUACCACCUCCAGUGAUGCCACCGUUGGCGAUGCCGCAGGUGGCCUAUGAGCAGAUAUUCUCGGUUAUGAUGGCCCAUUAUAUGCAGCACAUGGCGCAGCUUAUGCCUAUGUUCCAGCCACCGCCACCACUACAGCCGCAGCCGCGCAUCGUUACCUUCAAGACAUUGAAGGAUAAUGGAGCGGAAGAGUUUCGAGGAGACAAGAUGGGGGAGCCCCAGAUUGCGUUGGAUUGGCUUGAGCAGAUGGAUCGGGUACUCAAGAAUUUGAGAGUCCCUGAUGCAGAUCGCUCGGAGUUGGCGUCACAGAUGUUCCGGAAGGGAGCAUAUAAUUGGUGGAAGCGCAUUGACCAGGAUCUACACACGCCCAAGCCUUGGACCUGGGAUCGCUUUGAUUGAGCUUUCACGAAGGAGUACGUCCCCACCCGAUACCGCAAGGAGAGGCUCGAUGAGUUCGUUGCGCUUAAGCAGGAGGGGGUG
Molecule: messenger RNA, 649 nt
Organism: Cuscuta campestris
Lineage: Eukaryota; Viridiplantae; Streptophyta; Magnoliopsida; Solanales; Convolvulaceae
Source: the annotation of a GenBank genome assembly